Darwinula stevensoni is the source of this 975-nucleotide messenger RNA. The record is from the annotation of a GenBank genome assembly. Lineage: Eukaryota; Metazoa; Arthropoda; Ostracoda; Podocopida; Darwinulidae.
AUGAAUGAGGAAGGAGUGGGGCGUGACGAUCUGAUCACAUUUCGAAAUGGUCCGUCAGAGGGUUUACUCAGUCUGAUAAAUAAGACCAAAUUGAGGGAUAAGACAAUGGCUCCCCGCCUACCCGCCCGAAGAUGUUUUUCGGCCCCAGCCGGUCCCUGCAAGAAUCAUGUUCCCACAUUGAAUCGAAGGCGAAGGCUCGGCGGAAACAAGAAAUCUGAAUCUGCCCAUGCUCUCACGUUGGAGGGUGAACUUUCCCUCGCUGACGAAUACGAUGAAGUUCAGGAAGUGGAGGAUUUGAAAGUUUGUGGAGCGCCCGAACAAGGCCUUUACCUAGCAUCCAUUGAUAAUGCUCAGCGAGCGCACGUUCCAGGACGCUACCGUGGAUGGCUCGAUGACCCUAUCCUCUGCUGCUUCAUGAGUUUCCUCACGCUCAUCUUCUCCUUUUUCAUGGCCGCCUAUACCUACAUACUUUUGGACUUCACGAGACAGUACCAUGACAUCACCCUCAGGAGAGGAUACCUCCCUAUCAGCAACUUCCUCUUCAAUGCUCAAGGAAUACUGGCGAAGGUCAAUGCCCUUCUGAAGAGCCUCUUGGAUAGCAUGGGAUUGAAGUUCCUUGGGGAUCCCAAGGCUUUUAUCACCCUUCUUAUUACUCUCUUCACUCAUUUUUCCAUUAAAAUAAAUGUUGACUGGCUCAUUACACGUCGGAGUAGGGAAAAACCUUUGACCAUUCAAGAGCAACAGGCCAUCCUGAACAUGCAAAAAGAGGAAAAGACGAUUCACUACACGGCGCGGAUUUUGAUGGUCAGCCCGGCUUCGGUUUCCAACAUUCGGAAGAGGAAACACACGAAGGAGAUGGAGAAGAGGGGACUGAAGAGGAUCCAAUUUUCGGCUAACGAUUCCUCUGAUAUUGAUGUCAUACGGCGGGAAGUAUACGCGAUGUACGCGGAGACCAAGUACCCGACCCCUUAUUAG